Desarmillaria tabescens is the source of this 828-nucleotide messenger RNA. RefSeq lists its product as uncharacterized. The record is from RefSeq and is a predicted model, not a curated record. The coding region runs from base 1 to 828 and encodes 275 amino acids. The transcript is spliced from 2 exons. NCBI's taxonomy places the organism in Eukaryota, Fungi, Basidiomycota, Agaricomycetes, Agaricales, Physalacriaceae.
AUGACUGUGCUCCUCUAUGACCUGAUUCUCCUCCUCCCUACUGAAAUUGAUUAUAUGUGGCUUCCCUGGCCUGUACACCCACUUCUGCUGCUGUUCGCAUUGAACCAUUACUUACCCUUGGUGGAUAUGGCGUUCAACAUCAACUGGCUCCUGCACAGGACCAGCGCGAUCCAGUGUGGCAUGUAUUCCUUCAUUACAGGCCCACUCAUAGCCUUUGGGUUUUUCACAUCGCAGAUUAUCCUCAUGAUCUGCACAUAUGUAAUAUGGGAUAGACACCGAGUGGUAUUCUGGUGUUUUAUUGGGACUGGGGUCUGUUGUUUGACACCAGAGGUAGUCAGCCUUGUUAUAGAACUCAAGGUGGUCCAAUCUGCACAGUCAUCCAACAUUCCUGGCUGCUUCAUUUUCUUUCCAUCCUUGCCAGAGUUGUUCUACGUCCCAGUGCUCAUUUCAGAGACGAUCAUUGCUUCGCUCACACUCUUCAAGGGCAUACAGCACCUCCACCGUUCGUCGCAUCCUUUUGUCACAGAGCUUUAUGCCUCUGGAAUGUUCUUUUAUGUGUGCCUCUUCCUCAUUUCUCUCACCAAUAUCCUUGUUCCCAUGUGGACUGAUGCCAUCACACCCUUCCUCAGUUAUUUUCAGCACAUCCUCCAUUCCAUCCUGAGCAGCCGCAUCAUGCUACUCAUUCUCAGGCAGAAAGGGACACGUCGACCUGCAGAAGAGCUGUAUAUGGGUGACUUUGAACUGUCUGAAUGCUACACAUUUGACUGUGCCCGAACACGCUCAGACUCAGAAGUUCAAGUGGAAUUGAAUAUCCGUUUGUCAUGUUGA